Molecule: messenger RNA, 630 nt
Organism: Odocoileus virginianus texanus
Lineage: Eukaryota; Metazoa; Chordata; Mammalia; Artiodactyla; Cervidae
Source: RefSeq, a predicted model, not a curated record
AUGGCGCACUCGCCAGGAGCCGCCGUCUGGUCAGAGACCCCAGCUGAGCUGCCAGAGCUGGGGGACACGGGGGUCAAGGCAGGUGGGUGUGUGCCUGGAGACGUCACCCUGGGCUUUAUAAGGGCCGUGAUCAGGGCGCCGGUGAGCGCGAGCCCAGGAGCCCAGCUCGCCUCCCUCCAGGUGCCCUACUGCCCAAGCGGUGCCAUCACUCGGAGACCCCUCAGGACACAGCCAAGGCAAGGGCACUUCCAGGACCUGCAUCUUCUCACCAGGAUGAACCUGCUAUUUUCCUGGCAGCUGAUGCUUCUCCUUUGUGCCACCUCCUUCAUGGAGACAUUAGAAAAGGUGGUGCCCAUGGAGAAUCCUAGAACCACAGGCUCGCAGCUCGGACCCGCGACGCUCCGGGCGCCCUGGGAGCAGAGCCCGCGGUGCGCGAGUGAGGACAGCCAGCCUGCAGAAUGGGAACGAGGUCACACGGUGAGGGUGGCCUGCACAGUGCUGGGCACCCUCCAGCCCCAGGGCCCUGGCCGGGUGCGGCCUGCUGCUUCCUGUAGCCCGGGCACCGGCCGUGUGGGCAUGUGCUGCCACCUGCAGGUCCUACAUGGCACUGCCACACCCAUCCAGCCAUGA